CUGUCUAUUCCCUGGCUGAGGUGGGGCGGCGGUGGCGAUGGCGGCUGUGACAGACCUGCAGCGGCUACAGACCAAUGUGGAGGAGCUGGAGCGCUGGGUGUAUGGGCCAGGCGGGGCGCGUGGCUCGCGGAAGGUGGCUGAUGGCCUGGUCAAGGUACAGGUGGCUUUGGGGAACAUUGCCAGCAAGAGGGAGAGAGUGAAGAUUCUGUACAAAAAGAUUGAAGACCUGAUCAAAUACCUGGAUCCUGAGUAUAUCGACCGAAUUGCCAUACCUGAUGCCUCUAAGCUGCAAUUCAUCUUAGCAGAGGAGCAGUUUAUCCUCUCCCAGGUUGCACUCUUGGAGCAGGUGGAGGCCUUGGUGCCCAUGCUGGACAGUCCUCACAUCAAAGGGUGCUGCAGAGUCUGGAUUUUACCAUCAGAGUCCCUGGCAGCCGUUCCUGAGCAUGCUGCCCGCCUGCAGCGCUUGGCCCAGAUCCACAUCCAGCAGCAGGACCAGUGUGUGGAGAUCACUGAGGAGUCCAAGGCUCUCCUGGAGGAAUACAACAAGACUACAAUGCUUCUCUCCAAGCAGUUUGUGCAGUGGGAUGAGCUACUUUGCCAGCUAGAGGCCGCCAAGCAAGUGAAGCCGGUGGAGGAGUGACAACUGUUCCCCAUCCUGGGGUGACCAGGACAGCCCCACUUCAGGACCCUGUGCCCGUCUGCCCUUGUAACAGGGCAGAGGCAGCUCUCUCUAUUUACUGGAUUCACAGCCCAUUUGCCUGCACUCAGGUGUGUCUCUGAGGUCAGAGGUCAGCGGUACCUGAGAUUUGAGAUUUGUACCACCUCCCAAUCAGUGUCCUUAUUCCACUGACAAUAAACUGU
Messenger RNA from Trichechus manatus latirostris (Florida manatee), 861 nucleotides. RefSeq names its product dynactin subunit 3 (gene DCTN3). NCBI's taxonomy places the organism in Eukaryota, Metazoa, Chordata, Mammalia, Sirenia, Trichechidae. Gene Ontology annotation, cellular component: dynactin complex. Gene Ontology annotation, biological process: cytoskeleton-dependent cytokinesis. The transcript is spliced from 8 exons. The coding region runs from base 38 to 640 and encodes 200 amino acids. The record is from RefSeq and is a predicted model, not a curated record.